GGACAAGGAAAUGUUCUUACUUGAUACAAAAAUUCGAAUACAUGAUAGUUAAGCGGAAAAUGAAACCCUCUCCCGGGAAAAUUCUUCUCGUCACAGAGGUUGUGAAAAGCUUCAAUCCAUUUCUUAUGCAUUGCCUUCGUCGUUGAAAUUUCUUGUUUGUUCAAUUUUCCGGUUCCCAACGCCGAUGAUCGAUUGUUUCAGUAGAGAAAUGCAAGCGAAUGCAGAUUCUGACUGCGACAUCUCCGAGGACGAUGAGUUUGAUUCAAUUGAAGGAGCUACCGAGGGAAAGGAAGAACUUCAGCUCAAUUUAAGGCUGGAAAGGCUCAAAGGAAUAAGAGGCAAAGCCAAACCUAAAUUUACGUUUCAUUCACAGAGGAAAGAACAAUCAUGCUCCGUUAUUUGUGAGGAUAGACUCUGCUCAGCAUCCAUAUCCAAGGUUCAUAGUUUAUCAGAGACCUUUGAUGCCAUUACAUCAAGAACUGACAAGUAUCCAGUUUCAGAAUGCCUCGAAGAUUUGGUGGAAGAAUUUGAAGACCAAUUUGACGCUGGGCCUGCACUGAACUGUGGAAAUACUGAGAGUUCAAUUGCCGAGCUUUUAGAUGGCCUUAAAGAUAAGAAUAGUUCACUGGGUGGAGUCAUGAAUGGCCAAUUUGGGGGGAGAAUGCUCCCAAUUAUUGAGAAUAGGGCUCUUGUUGUUUCUAGAUAUAGAAGGGCUGACAGUGAAGAUUCCCCUAUUUCUGUGGAUGACGAAUCAUUAAGUGACCAUGAGGCCAACGAUCAGAAGUUGAAGCUUGCUGUUCUAUGCACAAAGGAGCAAUCAAUUACCGAUAGAUUUGAGGAAGCUUUAGUUGCUGCAUGUAUGGACGCUGAAAGGACUAUUGGGUUGAUGCCAAAUCCACUAGGGUCAGUUGAUCUAUUAUUUGGCUCUUGUUCAUUCGACAGAAUUGGCUUAUUUGGAAAGCUGCAGCGAGUCAUGCAGAGUGAAAAAGAACUAGAGAUCAAUUUCUUGAAUGGGCUAGAUUGCAGCACAAUUCCAAAUGGCUGCAUUGAUGUAAAGAUCCUAUCAAGAUACUUGGAUGCAAAGUUAACAGUAUGCUCUUGCCUCUUUAUAGACAUGGAGCGCUCUCUGUUGCAAAAUGGUGAUGAAUUCAUCGCAACUGAAGAUGAAAAAAGGACAGUUAUUUUCAGCCCACGAGUUUGCAGCAAUGUUGAACUCGAAGUUGGAAACCUAAUUCGAAUCAAUCCCCCAUGGAAAGAAGUUCCGGUUGAUGAUGCUCACAGUAUUAUCUUGUCAACAUAUUUCACCCAACUCACUUGAGAUCUUCAGAAGGUAUGUUGCAUAUUUGCCUGUUACAUAAGUAAAAGACCAAUGUAAGCAUUCUGUUUAUAACCCCUUAACUAAGCCUUUAUCUACAGAGUAUGUUAAUACCUUUUUUGUUUACUCGAAAUAUGUAGCAGGUAUUAAGAUUUGGAACCAUCUCGUCAUCAUUUAAGACAUCUCUAUUUCUUUUAAUGGUUGGUAGAUUCAAAUACUCGCACAUAAUUUUCUUUUUCUUUUUC
Molecule: messenger RNA, 1560 nt
Organism: Cucumis sativus (cucumber)
Lineage: Eukaryota; Viridiplantae; Streptophyta; Magnoliopsida; Cucurbitales; Cucurbitaceae
Exons: 10
Coding region: 185-1318 (377 amino acids)
Source: RefSeq, a predicted model, not a curated record